Molecule: messenger RNA, 1769 nt
Organism: Anolis carolinensis (green anole)
Lineage: Eukaryota; Metazoa; Chordata; Lepidosauria; Squamata; Anolidae
Product: zinc finger protein RFP-like
Exons: 7
Coding region: 82-1548 (488 amino acids)
Biological process (GO): regulation of gene expression; protein ubiquitination; innate immune response
Cellular component (GO): cytoplasm
Molecular function (GO): zinc ion binding; ubiquitin protein ligase activity; protein binding
Source: RefSeq, a predicted model, not a curated record
AGAACCACAAUUUGGGCUCUCUUCACUCUGCAACUAAAUGCAAAGGAAAGUGAAAGUAACUGCCUUCUUUGUAAGUCAGACAUGGCUGCUGCUCCAAGGGCAGAGGAUCUCUUACAGGAUCUUUGUGAAGAAGCCACUUGUUCUGUUUGCUUAGAUUAUUUCAAGGAUCCCGUGAUUUUAGACUGUGGGCACAACUUCUGCAGAGCCUGCCUGACCCAGACCUGGGGGAAGUCAGGCAACAAAAAGACCUCCUGCCCUCAGUGCAGAGAAAUCGUUUCACAAAAGAACCUCAGAAAAAACCAGCAGCUAGCCAAUCUUGUGGAAAAAGUGAAGCUACUCAGCCUUCAGAGACCUAAGCAGGCAAAGGGCAAGGAGAGAGUCUGUGAGAAACACCAGGAGCCCCUCAAUCUGUUCUGUACACAUGAGGAAACCUUCAUUUGUGUGGUGUGCGACAGAUCCAAGGAGCAUAUUGAUCAUCGAAGGCUUCCUCUGGGGACGGCUGCUCAAGAGUACAAGGUUUUGAUGGGUCUCCGUCAGGAUGAUCUGGUGAAGGAGAAAGAAAAGAUUCUUGUAUAUGAAGAAGAGACAGAAAAGGAAGCCCAAUACUUGCUGAAGCAGACAAAAGCAAAAAUUGAAAAAACCUUAGAAGAAAUCACAGAAAUGCGGCAGUUUCUGGAUAAACAGGAAAAAUAUCUCCAGGCCGAGAUGGAGGAACUGGAGAAGCAAAUUACAAGGAAAAGAGAUGAACACUUAGUCUUACUUUCCCGGGAACGUUCCUCUCUGGCAAGUCUCAUCCAGGAGAUGAAAGAGAAAUGUCAGCAGCCACCUGCAGAACUGCUGCAGGAUGUGAGGAACCUCUUGCAGAGGUUUGAGGAGAAGCAAGCAUCCGAGAAGCCAGUGGCUUUUCCUCCGAAGCUGAAAUGGAAGAUCUGGGAGUUUUGUGAUCUAAAUUCCUUUCUAGUUGCUGCCAUGAAGCCAUUCCGAGUUGCUUUCCUAGAUGCUCUGUUACCUGGGCUAGAGCUUCAGAAAGCAAAUGUCACUCUGGAUCCAGACAAAGCUUAUCCCUGGCUCACCCUGUCUGAGGAUCAUAAAAGUGUGAGACUUGGAGACAAGCCUCAAGACCUGCCUGACAAUCCUGAGAGAUUCAGUGACCGAGCAUAUGUGUUGGGAAGAGAGGGAUUCACAUCCGGCAGGCAUUUCUGGGAAGUUGUUGUGGAAGGGGAAGGAGACUGGUCUGUGGGGGUGGCCAGGGAAUCUGUCAGGAAAAAAGGCCCUGUUGACUCUGGUUCUGAGGAUGGGGUCUGGGAUGUGGGCAAGUGGGAAGGUAAGUAUCGAGGUGCCAGUCUCCCUUCUAGUACUGAUUUCAAGCUGAGUGAAAAGACCAAGAGGGUCCGAGUCUGUUUGAACUACACUGCAAACCAGUUGGCCUUUUAUGAUGCUGAUACGGGAGACCAGAUCUACCUACUAUCAGACCUCCCGUUCUCCGGAGAGACUGUCCUCCCAUUCUUUUAUGUGCAUGAUAAAGGCCACCUCAGAAUCUCACCUUAAAGCAGGCAAGCCUCUUUCACAGGUCUUGUUCUCUAAACCUGGAUUAUAAUAAUAUAAGGAGUUUAUUAAACUCUUCUUGGAAAAAUAUUUUUAAAGUAAACAAAAUGCUUUUAAUGUUAAUAAAAGAUGAUUUCAUUGCUUGUAAUCUGCCAUUAAAGCUUUUGAGAGAGAAUAGGACUCAAAUGUUUUAAUGAAUAAACAUAGAUUAUACAAACCUCAAA